AUGCCCGAGCUGGUGGUGACCGCGCUGCUGGCGCCCUCGCGCUGCUCGCUGCGGCUGCUGCGCGCCCUGGUGCGGGGCCUGGCGGGCGUCGCCGCGCUGCUGGCCGCCGCCUUCUACGGCUGCGUGGCGCUCACGCACGUGCUCUGCCGGCCCCGCCGCGGCUGCCUGGGGCGGGCCCGCACCGCCGUCCCCGCCUGCCUGCGGGACCCCGCGCUGGGCCAGCACGGCUUCCUGAGCCUCAGGGUGAGCUCGGGGCGGGGGGCUAGCUCGGGCCUGCGUCUGCACUACGUCUCCGCGGGCCGUGGCAACGGACCCCUUAUGCUGUUUCUUCACGGCUUCCCGAAGAACUGGUUCUUCUGGCGCUACCAGCUCAGGGAGUUCCAGAGCCAUUUCCACACCGUGGCGGUGAACCUGCGUGGCUACGGCCCCUCGGAUGCGCCCAGGGAUGUGGACUGUUACACUACAGAGCUGCUCAUGGCUGACAUCCAAGAUGUCAUCCUGGGCUUGGGCUACUCCAAAUGUGUCCUCGUGGCCCACGACUUCGGCGCCACCCUCGCCUGGAACUUCUCUGUCUACUUCCCGUCCCUGGUUGACCGGAUGGUGAUCGUCAGUGGCCCCCCCAAGUUUGUGUUUCAAGACUAUGCCCUGCGCCACGUCGGCCAGUUGUUCCGAUCCAAGUACCUGUUCUUGUUCCAGCUUCCCUGGCUGCCAGAGAAACUGCUGUCCAUGUCUGACUUCCAGAUCCUGAAGUCCAUUUUCACCGACCGCAAGACGGGCAUUCCCUGCCUGACACGCGAUGAGCUGGAGGCCAUGCUGUACGACCUGACGCAGCCCGGCGCCCUCACCGGCCCCAUCAACUACUACCGGAACCUCUUCAGAGACUACCCCGUAGAACCCCAGGAACUGUCCACACCCACGCUGCUACUAUGGGGGGAGAAAGACCCCUACUUCCAGACAGGACUGGUGAAAGCCAUCAGCAGCCACUUUGUGCCGGGCCGGCUGGAGUCCCACAUCCUGCCAGGCUCAGGCCACUGGAUCCCACAGACCCACUACCAACAGAUGCACGAGUACAUGUGGGCCUUCCUGCAAGACCUGCUGGGCUAGG
Molecule: messenger RNA, 1105 nt
Organism: Dipodomys spectabilis (banner-tailed kangaroo rat)
Lineage: Eukaryota; Metazoa; Chordata; Mammalia; Rodentia; Heteromyidae
Gene: Ephx3
Product: epoxide hydrolase 3
Exons: 7
Coding region: 1-1104 (367 amino acids)
Cellular component (GO): intracellular membrane-bounded organelle
Molecular function (GO): hydrolase activity
Source: RefSeq, a predicted model, not a curated record